AUGGGCAACUGUAUAAAGCCCGCUGAUUCUCCGUUCACUGACAUUCCAAGCGACAAAGUCGAUAUCACACCAGUUAAAGAAUCAGGAUUACCGAUUAUCUUUCUAAUUGGAGGCCCAGGGUCGGGAAAAAGGACUCAAAACGUGCAGAUAGCACGGCGCUACGGUUUCCUCAAUGUCGUGACUAGCGACUUGCUGCGGGAGGAAGUGGCCACCGGUACUCGACAAGCCGUCACUCUGGCGCGUUUCAUGUCGGAGAACCGACUGGUGCCCUCGGAUAUCCUGGUGGAGCUCAUCAAGACGAGGAUGCUGAACAGCUUAGGUAUCGCGCGCGGCUUCCUGCUGACCGGAUUUCCCAGAGAAAAGGGGCAGAGCAAGUACUUCGACAAGCACAUCCGGCCGCCAGAUCUCGUCCUGUACCUGUGCGUCAGGAACUCGGUGAUGACGGACAGGAUCCUAGCGAAGAUCGUCACCACCACCGAGCGGCAGGAUCGUAACUUUGAAGAAAUCAAGAAACGCAUCAAGACCUUCAGCAAGCUCAACAAACCGGUCCUCAGGCGUUACAGCGCGAAGCUGUGCGUCAUCGACGGCGAGAGAGAGGAGUCGAUUGUCUUCGAGGACAUCUGUCGCGCGAUCGACGACGUCUUGAGGAACCUCCCGAGCACAUCCCCGGCGAAAGCGACCAAGUAG
Messenger RNA from Odontomachus brunneus, 687 nucleotides. RefSeq names its product adenylate kinase isoenzyme 1-like. Lineage: Eukaryota; Metazoa; Arthropoda; Insecta; Hymenoptera; Formicidae. The coding region runs from base 1 to 687 and encodes 228 amino acids. The record is from RefSeq and is a predicted model, not a curated record. Gene Ontology annotation, biological process: nucleoside triphosphate biosynthetic process. Gene Ontology annotation, cellular component: cytosol; cytoplasm. Gene Ontology annotation, molecular function: ATP binding; AMP kinase activity. The transcript has 2 exons.